CUUGUCAGCGCGUACACGCCGUUCACUUCUCACUGUGUUUACUUCAUGAUCUGAGUACGGUGCCUCGAAGGAAAAUCUCAAACGAAUUGGCUAUGCUUACGACCGCAUUUACUGAUGUUUCAUGCCGGAUCUUGACAAAUUGGAAAUCGAACAGGACGUGGAAUUUACCUAAUUGCUGAUGUCUUUGUGGCCACCCCACCCGUGUCGAACAGGAUACUCGGCACCAGAAACGAGUGGUCGCCUUAUGAGCAGGAAUCAUAGUUGAUAGUGUGUAUGUUCGUGUGUGAGUGUUGAGUGAGCAGAGUGGAAAAUUUCGUUGCAGAAUGGAACGUGUUCGAGCCCUGGUGUUCGCAGCUCUUGUGUGUAUUCUCAUACUGGUUCAAGUUACCGCUGGAUAUAAAUACAAGAUACCAAUAGGCCUCAUCUUCGACGAGCGUUCCCCGACUCUGGAGCGGUCAGUGCUACAGCACCUGCGAGAACACAGUGACAACAACAACUAUUUCACGCUAGAGACACAAGUCCACCGGUUGGAUACCAGUGACAGCUACAAUGUCUCCCGUGCUCUAAUGUCCGUUGUCACCAUCAUCCAGGUGUAUAUGGAACCAAGCCUCACCAAGGCCAUUGUGGGUAUGGUGUACACAUGGUACAGAUGGCGUAGAUUUUACUAUAUCUACGACCAGUUAGAUUCGAUCACAAGGAUAGAACAGACUCACGACUUUCUGCACGAGUUCCCGCGUGACUAUCGCUACGCCACACCAGAUGUCCAGCCUCACAGAGUGGACGGGGCGCACCAGUGCCUCAGGCUCCUACUGGACAUCUUCGAGAACAAUCGAGGGGAGGACGUCCGAGUGGUGUUGGACAUUCCGCCCGAGGACACCCAGUGGGUCAUCACGCAGCUGGUGGAGAAAGACAAGCAGAAAAGUUUGCGGUCCAUUUUCCUCGAGUCGUUUAUCACAGGGGGUGUCAAUAUCACAGGCUUCGAGAUAUUUGAGGAGGGGAAAUCCUUGCAGUAUCGGAGAAAAAAUCCUAACACAAUCAAGGUGCGUGACCAUAUCGCUGCAGACACGGCCCAGCUGCUGGAGCAGUCUCUGAUGAUGCUACAACGCCACCAGGGCUCAGCCUCUGUAUUCGGUAACGUCAAUGGCUGGCAGCUCUCGCAGGAAAUGACGUGUCUGCCACAGCUCAGGUGGCGCUGGAGAUACGGACGGGCGUUGGCUAAAGUUUUUCAAAACACAACCUUCCACGGGCGGAGCGGAUAUGUCCAAUUCGACUCCACCGGCCAGCGGACUGAGUUAUCGGUAGAAGUUCAGGAGGUCACCAUGUACAGAGGACUGACCAUUGUUGGGACGUGGGACAAAGAUGGAUUUCAAGCGCAUGGCGAAGAGCAAGUCCUGGACAAAGCGAAUCGUACUAUAGAUAACCGCACUAGAAUUGUGACUUCCAUUGACGAGGAGCCCUACUUGAUGAAGGUGGUCGCUCCCAUUCAAGGCCUGCCGGUCACCGGCCGACAUCGCUUUGAAGGAUACUGCUCCGAUCUGGCCGAGCUGGUGGCAGAAAACGUCGGCUACGAUUACCACAUCCGAUUUGUAAAAGACGGAGAAUACGGCAAGAAGGAACCCGAUGGAACAUGGAAUGGUGUUAUUGGAGAGCUCACGAGACAUGAAGCCGACAUUGCAAUUGCCCCCCUGACGAUUACCUCGGACAGAGAAAAAGUUCUAGACUUCACCAAACCGUUCAUGAGUUUGGGAAUUUCCUUAAUGAUUAAAAAGCCUGUGGACACAGAUCCGCACGUGUUUUCCUUCAUGCAGCCUCUGUCACGUGAGAUCUGGCUGUGCACGGUGUUUUCAGUGUCAGGGCGAAUAGUGACGAGCGUGUGGUGGUUUUUCACCCUCAUCAUCAUCUCCUCCUACACGGCCAACCUGGCAGCCUUCCUCACCACCAUGCGCAUGAGCGGAAGUAUCAGGUCCGCUGAAGACCUGGUCAAGCAGACGGAAAUCAAGUACGGCCCAUACAGAGGAGGCAGCACCUACAUGUUUUUCAACCAAACAACAGUGUCUCUGUACCAGAGGAUGUGGUCGUUUAUGACGUCGCAACCAGAUGUCUUUGUUGAAAAUAACGACAAAGGUAUAGACAGGGUACGAGAUAGUCACGGCAAAUAUGUUUUUCUUAUCGAGUCCACACUGAACGAAUACUACAGCUCCAGGUACCCGUGUAACACUAUGAAGGCAGGUAGCAACUUAGAUUCUAAAGGCUAUGGCAUCGCCACACCGAUGGGUUCAGACAUCAGGGACAAGCUGACAUUGGCCAUCUUACAACUCCGAGAGGACGGAGUCCUGGACGAACUAAAAAAAACUUGGUGGGUGGAAAAGUCACAGUGUCCGCUGGAAUCCUCGGCAAAGGACACUGAUGCAUCUCUGACGCUUUCCAAAGUGGCAGGAAUUUUCUAUAUCCUGGUGGCUGGUUUGGCGCUGUCCGUUUUCUCAGUCAUCUUGGAGUUCUUGUACAAAACCAAGGUGGACUCAAGAAAGCAGAAUGUUUCGUUUGGUUCUGAAGCACGAUCUAAAUUCCGGCUUUCUAUUAGCGGCCACUCAGAGGAUGAUCCAAAUGAACAGAGAACGCCGUUACGGUCGACAACUACAACUUUCACGACAGCCCACAGUCCUUUGGAUGAAGGGACGUCAUUAUGCAAAACACAAACUUUAGUAUGAUGAGUUCGUUUAUUGUUGGUUGUUGAUUUUUCUUGUCCUCAUUGACAGUUGUGUCCGAUUUAAAUCCUUGUAAUGCCAUGUUUGUUGGUUUCUCUCCAUGUAAACAACUAUUCUAAACAUUUUGACAAACAGGAUACCUGCGGAUUUAUUGUGAUAUUGACUCUAAAUCUAUUUUCAUCCAGAGAUUGUGGACUACAAAAUGGACCUCUCCUUUGUUUAAGAUGCUAUGAAGUGUGUGAUGAAUAAACUGGAGGCGACCUCAAUAUUGAUUCGAGUAGGAUAUUAUGUCACGGAAUGCCAUGGCUCAUAUUAAAGGAGUAGGAGCAAAGAUCGGAGUUAGAGAAACACUCUACAAAAAAUGAAGUAAUGCGUUUUCAUUAUCGCUGGUUGCAACAUCCAUGUCAGCGCUAGUGACUGUCGAGGGCGUUCUUAGAGAGUUGGCCGUCAUGUAAUAUACAAUCUUUGUUUCAUCUAUAACAAUUAAUUCCCAUGCGAGAAGGGCUGUGCCUUAGGCGAUAUCCAUUAUGAGGCAUAUUGAUUUUUACGUUUUGCGGGUUGGUGCUUCAGGUUCAACUGGUUUAUUUGGUGUUGGCCAUAGUUAUCGUAGAUAUGUCACGUCUAGCAAUGCUACUCAUUGCCAGAGCAAACUAUGAUUAGGAAGAAAAAGGGUAAUUGUAGUGAACACAUUACUCUGAUAAUUUUGUCUAAACUUUUCAGGAGACGGUCGUAAGGAAAACUCUUUAUCGUCACACGCAUCAUCCCUGUCCCAUUCAAAACUGCACCAACAAAUUAUAACCAUAAAUUGCAUUUAUUGACUAGAAACAUUGAUAUCGACUAAGGCACUAUCGUAACUCGUAUACCUUUGUAAAACUUUAUGCCGUUGCAUGCACUCAAGUGACAUAAAUUCUCGCUACCUGACAGUGCACCUGGUUAUCAUUUUCCAUUUUUUCAUAUAUGAAAUAACCAUUUUUGCGAUCCACAGCAGGGUUCAAUGCACUGUAAAUAGGACCUUCGGCUGUGGUAUUAGCCCCUUGUUCAUAGCAUUCCUUAACAUUACAACUCCUGUACUUCUA
Aplysia californica (California sea hare) is the source of this 3781-nucleotide messenger RNA. Its product is annotated as glutamate receptor 1. Gene Ontology annotation, molecular function: glutamate-gated receptor activity; transmitter-gated monoatomic ion channel activity involved in regulation of postsynaptic membrane potential. Gene Ontology annotation, cellular component: plasma membrane; postsynaptic membrane. Gene Ontology annotation, biological process: synaptic transmission, glutamatergic; monoatomic ion transport; modulation of chemical synaptic transmission. The record is from RefSeq and is marked provisional. Lineage: Eukaryota; Metazoa; Mollusca; Gastropoda; Aplysiida; Aplysiidae.